This is a messenger RNA of Tribolium castaneum (red flour beetle), 1341 nucleotides long. Its product is annotated as neuronal pentraxin receptor. The coding region runs from base 246 to 1241 and encodes 331 amino acids. NCBI's taxonomy places the organism in Eukaryota, Metazoa, Arthropoda, Insecta, Coleoptera, Tenebrionidae. The transcript is spliced from 5 exons. The record is from RefSeq and is a predicted model, not a curated record.
UGCACUUGGCUUACAAAAACGACGACCUUAAUUGUCAAUUCAAAUAGUUGUUAUACAAGAGAAGUGUGUCUAGAGUAAAGUGGAGGAGGACGAACCGGCUACAUUUCUAAAAAGAAAAUUCACCACACAGUAUAGUGAAGUAGCCAGCAUGGUUCGGUUGCGAGCAAAGCGGUAGAGCUUAAGAUGUGCUUGAUUAGUUGAAAAAUAGAGUGUGUUUUUCAGUGUGAUUUUUUAUUCAAAUAAAAAUGGAAUUUGUAAAGCACACGCUACUUUUUUGUUGCUUUGCUCUUUGGGAGAUCGAGGCCGUGCUGAAUAAACGAAACGGCGGCGUCCAAAGCUUUGUUCAAAAUUACAACGGGCAUUUCGACACCACCAUACAUAAGGUGUCUUUCACGCAAAAAGGCUACAUCCAGUUUUUGCGAUACAUAACUCAUGUGCCACCCUUGAGCGACUAUACGUUCUGCAUCUGGGUCAGGAGCCACAACUUGACUUAUGCCCAUCCCCUACUUUCAUAUUCGAAGCAUGAGGAAGAGCGACUUAUCCGCGUGUGGAUUUCGCCCCAUGGUACCGACAUUAACUUGGAAAUCCUCCAGCACCCAAUUUUCAAAAUCCACACCCACUUUGUCGAAAACCACUGGUACCACGUGUGCCAGUCUUGGUCCUCGUCACACGCCUCCUGGUCACUUUACCUCAAUGGAAAGUUAAAAUCGAGCGGUUUCGCGCCUCAGUUACGAGGCAGCAAAAUCAAAGGCGGCGGCGAUAUCGUGGUGGGGCAGGAGUACACGGACUUCGACAAGGGAUUGGACGACGGGAUCGAAGGGGACGUUUUCGGGUUCAAUUUCGUCCUAUCACCAACCUCCCACUCGUCACAUGGCGACUUCCCCUCACGCGGCCAUUACUCCACCGAAAUCCCCUCCGUUUUAAGCUACUUUUCGGUUGAACCGAACCGACAACCGAAACUUUUUGACUUUUUUGAAAGUAUGUGGUCGUUUUUCAACCCAACGCAUGCGAUUAAAGUGGUUCCCAAAAAAAGGGGGCACUUUGGGGCAAGGGUUGCCAACGAUAUUGAAGAGUACUCGCCCAAACCAACAGGGCUAAAGUUGGUAGAACUGAGCUAUCAUUGUGCUUUGGGCAAAGGAGCGCCAGUUAGUGGCAAAGAUGUGUUGAUUAGUUGGACGAAAACGCCGGUUAGGGUGUUCGGAGGGGCCAUUUUGAAGAAUAUAAAGCCAUUUUGCACGUGAUUAUUUAUUCGAGUGUGGUGAACAUGCAGUAUUUAAUGUAGGUUUAGUGUUGUUGUUGUUGUUGUUUUCCGUGAAUAAAUAAAAUUAUUUUCGUAAUAAA